AUGUAUCAUGGACAAAAAUUAGCAAAAUUAGGAAGAGAGUCACAUCAUAGAAUGUUAAUGCUUCGUACUAUGGUUACCCAAUUAAUUCGUCAUGAAAGAAUUAAGACAACAUUAGCCAAAGCAAAGGCAUUAAGAAAAGAAGCAGAUAGAAUUAUAACAAUUGCAAAGAGAAACACAAGAUUAUCACAUUCAUUAGUAUAUUCAUAUGUAACUGAUAAACAAGUUAUACCAAAAUUAUUUAAAGAAUUAAGAUUACGUUUUGGCGAUAGACCAGGUGGUUAUACAAGAGUAUUAAAAGCUGGUUCUCGUUUAUCAGAUAGAUCAAAAAUGGCAUACAUUGAAUACGUUGAAAAUGAUUUAGUACCAUUACGUGACUACAAAGCAAAUAACAGUAAAUUUGCUGUAAUUCGUAAACCAACACCACAAGGUACUGUUUUUAAUUUCGAAGAAAAAGAAACUGGUAAAAUUUACUCUUCUGCAAUCUCUUUAAAUAAUAGAUUCAAACGUUUAGAACAAUUAAAAAAACAAUCAACAUCCUCAUCAAAUUAA
Dictyostelium discoideum AX4 is the source of this 549-nucleotide messenger RNA. RefSeq names its product ribosomal protein L17, mitochondrial (gene mrpl17). Gene Ontology annotation, molecular function: structural constituent of ribosome. Bases 1 to 549 code for a protein of 182 amino acids. The record is from RefSeq and is a predicted model, not a curated record. Lineage: Eukaryota; Evosea; Eumycetozoa; Dictyosteliales; Dictyosteliaceae. Gene Ontology annotation, cellular component: ribosome; mitochondrion. The transcript has a single exon. Gene Ontology annotation, biological process: translation.